UGUUCCUGUUUAAAUCUUUAUCGGCCAUCCACACCCUUUUUACAAGAAAAAUGAAAUUCAAACUGCUCCAUAGGAAGAAAAGAAGCUGACAUGGGCGUUUCUUUAUACUGUUGGAAAAGAAUCUCAAGUGCGGCCAUAUAAAAGAACUUGGAAAAUGUGUCACUUAAGUUAAUCUAGCCAGUAUCGUCAGAAGAUCACGAACCCUCUCUCAGCGGUUUCGGCAGACUCGUGCAAGAUGAAGUCUUCAACUGAUCUCAUGAUCACCAUGGUAACGGCACUUUUCCUGGUUGGCGGAAUCUCAUCACUUCCGACCAAAAAGGCUGUGACGAGUGGCGGAAUAACGACAGCCACCACCUUGAGCAAAGCCGAAUUUACUCCGGCUGCUGAUAACAAAGGUUACAUCCGCGUGGUUCUCGACGACCCGCAAUUAAAAGAAUUGGCUGCCUACGCUACCGAGGAGAUCCGAUUACGUCAGCAAUCGCCAGACCUCUCGCUAAAGGGUAUUGUCUUUGCUUUGAAACAAAUUUCCACGUCCAACAACUUCAAGGUGACUUUGGUGCUGGCCAAAACGGGCGAGAAACCUUCGCAAUCUUUGCUCUGCAACGUCGACGUUGUGGUGGAUGGAACCAACAACGAGCGGCGGCUGUCGAAAGCGGAUUGCAUCAGAGCCAACAUUGUCAGCGGUAUUCAAUCAAUAAGUUCAGACGGAACGUUUCAAGAGGACGCCGAUCUGGCGGCGGCUAUCUUCGCCGCUACCGAAUUUAACCGUCAAAAUAAUUCAUCUUCGCUAACCCUAUUGCAUUAUACCGCUUCCGGCUCGUUGGAGAUGAUAUCCGGCACGGAAUAUAAACUCCAGAUGCAAAUGAGCGACAAAAAGGACCAGGUUCUUUUGUGCGAUACAAACGUCUUACCGAGAACGCCCAGGAUACUGCACGGAGUAGAAUGUAGCGCUUCCGCUGGAAGAACGGAUAAGGACGAUGUCGGAUCUUAUAACGCGGCUGACGUCAAGGAUGCCGAUGUUAAAGAGACGGCCGAAUUUGCGGCCAACUCGCUAACGGAGCGGCAGGUUCACAAAUUGAGUACUGCUGUAGCAGGUGCGGAUGAUUUGUUGAGCCUGGUGAAGGUUGCCAAAGCCUGGAAGAAACCUGUUCGCGGAAUCCAGCGGAGACUUCGCAUGACGUUGAGUAACGAAGGAAUCACCGAGCCGUCAUCUUAUUGCUUGGCCGUCGUCUUUGAAGAUAGAUUGUCGGGAGAAUAUGAACUCGUCAACGGUCCCGGAACUACCGUCUGUUCGUCGACGCCACCUAUUGCUUGAAUUGAAAAGGCUUUAGCCAAAACAUUAAAACUUGUUGCAUAGUUUAAACCACCUUCUAUCCUUCUACAGUGUAAUAAUUUCAAAAGGCUAAUAACAAAGCGUGAAUAAAAUUGUUUAAAAUUAAUUUGUGGGCUUUCUUAAUGAACAUUACAAUAAAAUUUUGAAAGGGUGAAAAAGAAAGAAGGAAAAUUGGCACACAUAUUCCUGGAUGGCAAUUCGUUUUCAUGACGAACGACUUACGUUGGGUAAAACCAGGGUUGAACAGAAUUCUUGGUAUUAUUACCCCCUUGGACAAACGAUGAUUUCCUAAUAUUCUACGUAAUGCAUUUCUUUCAGUUGGUAUUGGAAAUUCAGUUGCUUGGCUGACUAGAAAAUUGGUGGCCCAGAUUGUAUCGUACUGACAUCGAAAGAGAUUCGUUUCGAGUUGCUCGACUGUUUCCCAUAAACAAGCUCAAUGGAGGGGUCUAUUGCCAAGAAAAGAAAACUGAAUCGAACGAAACCAGAGAGUUGGAACGAUGUGAAAUUCACUGAUUCCAACACGAACGGUUCCAAAGAGAUUUUUGAAGCUGUCAGGAUGGGAUCGAAGGAUGUUUUAAAAAAAUUACUGGCCACAAACGGACUAGAUGUGACAUCUAAACUUGCCCAGUCCUACAACGAAGAGGGUGAAACCCCCUUGCUGGUGGCAAUCAAAUGCAAACACUUGAAUGUGGUCAAGUUCUUGGUCGAAGAUUUGAAAGUCAAUAUCGGACAGAUUGGUCGAUUUUUCUGGAAAAUGAUGGAUUAUUCGGAAGUGCUGCCAUUAUUUGCAUCAAUUAUCUCCGACCAGCUAUCCAUUAUGCAAUUCCUUUUUGCUGAAGAAAUGAAGUACAAAUCUACAAUCAGUUUGGAUUCAAUUAUGUCGAGCUCCAUCCCUCGUCCGCAGAAAAUCGACCAACUGGAGCUGAUUGGCGCCACUUUUAUCCUUUUCAAAAAUGUUUCAUCGAUUUCACAAGAAGAUGAUGGAAUAAAUGACCCGGAUGAACAGCAAGGAAGGAUGUGCUGGAAAGAAGCCAUGACCCUUCGCCUUUGUCCAGCGGACGGUGAGCCGCAAAUUCCGAAGAUUCCGUUCCAAUUAUCCGAUCGUGGUCGCAAAGCUUUUGGAGAUCUUGUCGAACCGAUGACAUUGGAACAAGUCGUGCAAUCGCUGAAGAGUCCAUCUCUUAUCGGUGAGGCUUUCUUGGUCGCUAUCCGAUACCUCAGCCGAGCUGGUCUUUUCCCCAAUCUCUUCAUUCCUGAUCGUUUCUAUACGCAUUUUCUGCGUGAGUAUUAUACGUGUUCUGACAUUGGUUAUGUGUUUAAACAUGCCAUGUAUCUUUUGGAAUUGCUGGAGCCCUGCAAAUGGGAGGACGAUUUUCUUGGGUCAACAAGUUCAAUACUGCAUCAUUACAACAAUGAUUUCAAUAAUUUAAACUCGGCAUUGGAUACCAUAGCCUCGGUAAUCAAGAAAAUGGGAUGGAGUCUAGAUUCGAAAUUUGGUAGUGGCAUGCUGGAGUGUAUUCCGAUGCCGACGGACUUCGACAAUUGCAUGUUUAUCUUUCGCUUCUGUUGCAACCACAUUAGGAGAGUGAUCGCACAGUUUUGCCACGAUGGCCAGCUUACCAUUAUAGCUCGUCGUUUUAUCACAGAUACAAUGGAAGAAAUCACAAUUUUGCUGAUUGAAAUUUCCGGCUGUAUUCUCAUUUUGAUGUCCCAGCUGACUGCGGAAGAAAUUCAACAAUUGCAGCAAAGCAUCACGGAAUUUAUUCACCUGUGCGACCAGACGGGAACUUGUCGUUCUAAAUUUUUUAACUAUUUCUGCGUUUUGAUGGCCAGUGAUGGUGACCAUUUCGAAAAUGUUGGCGUUAUAAUCAUCCAGCAUUUUAUAGACUCCGGUUUACUGGAUCCCAACGCAGUGGAUGACGAGGGAGACACCGUACUACACCAUCUAAUCUCUCGUCUACAAUUUCACUGUGACACCGGCAUUGAAAAAUUCAGCUUUACGGCUCUAGUACAGAUGUUGGAUAAUGGCGGCCAAAUCGACAAAGUUAACAACGAUGGCCAAACAGUUCGUGGUAUUCUCGCACACUGGAAAUCAGAACUAAUAGCCAAGGAUAUUCUAAUCAUCCUGAUGGUAUUGACUCGGUGAUUAACAGACCCGCACUUUUACCUCUGACCUCCUGCUGUGCCCAGCUAAUCCGGAAGCGGCAAAUUCCUUUCGAGAACUUGGAGCUUCCGUCAUCUUUGAAAUUGUUUCUUCGCCGUGGAUAUUAAAGUGUAUUCCUCCUUUUAAUUUUCUUUAUGUUACUCAGAAUUGGUGUAUUUCCCUAGUGGAACAAUUUUCCUUGGAAUUUUUAAUCAUCAUGUUUCACAGAAUUCGUUGCGCAGACGUUGUACCCUUCCAUUGUGUUGGAUGAUGGUUAUAAUUACUUUUUGAAAUACAUGAAAAUCAAGAUAUUGGUCGUUUCGGUACUCCCGUAAAAAAAGUGAUUGAAUUCAGUAGAAAAUGUGAAACUCGGGUGUGUAAAACUUGUCCGAUUUGAAAGUUCGAGAAACCAGUCAAUUGUCAGAGGUCGUAAAAUUUUCUUUUUUUCAGG
Messenger RNA from Daphnia pulex (common water flea), 3927 nucleotides. RefSeq lists its product as uncharacterized. The transcript is spliced from 3 exons. The coding region runs from base 1770 to 3479 and encodes 569 amino acids. The record is from RefSeq and is a predicted model, not a curated record. Gene Ontology annotation, molecular function: protein binding. Lineage: Eukaryota; Metazoa; Arthropoda; Branchiopoda; Diplostraca; Daphniidae.